Molecule: messenger RNA, 1136 nt
Organism: Siniperca chuatsi (mandarin fish)
Lineage: Eukaryota; Metazoa; Chordata; Actinopteri; Centrarchiformes; Sinipercidae
Gene: ostc
Product: oligosaccharyltransferase complex subunit
Exons: 4
Coding region: 92-541 (149 amino acids)
Cellular component (GO): oligosaccharyltransferase complex
Source: RefSeq, a predicted model, not a curated record
UUCCGGGACACGUCAACAAAGUCGUAACGCAGACGGAUCUCAUCCAGCGACAGUAGCUGUAUUGUAGUGAUAGGCAGUUAUUUUACAAACCAUGGAGACGUUAUACAGUAUACCGUUUGCUGUGCUGGAAUGUCCGAAUAUAAAACUGAAGAAGCCGUCGUGGCUGCAUAUGCCGUCGGCUAUGACUGUGUAUGCGGUCGUUAUUGUGUCCUACUUUCUCAUCACAGGAGGUAUCAUCUACGAUGUUAUUGUAGAGCCGCCCAGUGUGGGUUCAAUGACUGAUGAGCAUGGACACCAGCGGCCAGUGGCCUUUUUGGCAUACAGAGUGAAUGGGCAGUACAUUAUGGAAGGAUUGGCUUCCAGUUUCCUCUUCACCAUGGGAGGCCUGGGCUUUAUAAUCCUGGACAGAUCCAACGCACCAAACAUUCCCAAACUCAACCGCUUCCUGUUGCUCUUCAUCGGUUUUGUCAGUGUUCUCCUCAGCUUCUUCAUGGCCAGAGUGUUCAUGCGCAUGAAGCUGCCAGGAUACCUCAUGGGUUAAAGUCAAAAAGAGCACACUUAAAUUGAUUUGGAUGGACAGAAGACAUCAGAUGCGCGGUGGCCCAACAGGCAGUUUAACAGAAAUUAUUAUACAUAAACUCGACCUUUUGAUAUAAUCAACAACCAUUAAGGACUGAAAGCACUGACCUUGCUCAAGAAAUUAGACCCUGCUGCACUGACAGUCUCACACCGGCUGUGACUCAUUGGUGUUCGGUGACUUCCUGUCCUCACCCUUUCUCCAAAUUUCCAAACUGUGUUACAGGCACAUCAUUAUCACCAAUUUUGCCAUGUCCAGGUCCCUCUCAGUAUAGUGCAUCUGUAGCAAACUUGAGAAAUUUUAAUUCCACUUUUCUAAAAGAAGCUAGAAGUACCGUGCAGCAGGGGUCAUUUCACUUAGCCACUGGAGAAGAAAAACUGAGCACUGUUGGCAUGGAGCCACUGAUUUGGUAUCAGGAUUAGCACUGUGUGAAUCAUUUAGAGGGGAGUCUGAAUAAUGUUAAUGUUUGUUCGUUUUUGUAAAGAAAUCGUUGAAAAAGCUUUGAACCUGUCACAGUUGCAUUUUUGUACAAGGGUGUGAAAUAAAUAAUCUUUUCAGA